UUGAUAAAAUCCAUCAAGCAGACGAUUGAAGUUGUCCUGGAUUACAUUCUGGAGACUUUUGCAACCUCGCCAGAAGACGUCUCGCCCGGUAAAAAAGAAAAUAUCAUACGCGAUUGUCGUGAUUCUCACAAGGCACACCACAUUCCAUACAACGCCGCAAACACAUCAUAUGUGUGUAUGCUGUGGAAUGACGAACAGCAUUCAUUCGAUGAGGUGAUCAACGUUGUGUCUAGCGCAAUCCAGUGUAGCAAGGAACACGCUAUGAGAGUGGCUGAAGAAGUCGAUACUUAUGGACGCCAUCUUGUGUUUAGCUCAAACGACCUCGACGAGGCUAUUAAAGUUGCAGACCAGAUUUACGAAAUAAAGCUUGCUGUCACCAUUCGUUCUGUGCAGACAAGUGUCAGAGAAGAAAUUUCCGGGCUACUUCUGGACUGGCUCAAAGACCUU
This is a messenger RNA of Phycomyces blakesleeanus NRRL 1555(-), 447 nucleotides long. RefSeq lists its product as hypothetical. The annotation marks the transcript as partial. Gene Ontology annotation, biological process: protein catabolic process. The record is from RefSeq and is a predicted model, not a curated record. The transcript has a single exon. NCBI's taxonomy places the organism in Eukaryota, Fungi, Mucoromycota, Mucoromycetes, Mucorales, Phycomycetaceae.